Petromyzon marinus (sea lamprey) is the source of this 4045-nucleotide messenger RNA. RefSeq names its product glycogen phosphorylase, muscle form-like. Gene Ontology annotation, molecular function: pyridoxal phosphate binding; glycogen phosphorylase activity. The record is from RefSeq and is a predicted model, not a curated record. Gene Ontology annotation, cellular component: cytoplasm. Lineage: Eukaryota; Metazoa; Chordata; Hyperoartia; Petromyzontiformes; Petromyzontidae. Gene Ontology annotation, biological process: glycogen catabolic process.
UGGUCAGUGUUCGGUGGGCGUGAUCUGUGUUCGGUGGGCGUGGUCAGUAGGCGAGGGUUGACGUCUCGCGCGCCGCCUCUCGAGCCGCGUCUGCAACGCUUUCUCGGGCAGCAGGCGGCAGCUCAAGAACCGCUCCUCUCUUCCACCGUAAGAGAGUAUCGUAGCAGCAGCAGCAGUAUCAGCAGCAGCAGCGACCAUGUCUAAGCCACUGACCGACCAGGAGAAGCGCAAGCAGAUCAGCGUGCGGGGCAUCGUGGGCGUGGAGAGCGUCGGCGAGCUGAAGAAGAGCUUCAACCGACACCUGCACUUCACCCUCGUCAAGGACCGAAACGUGUCGACCACCAGAGACUACUACUUCGCCCUGGCGCACGCCGUCCGCGACCACCUGGUGGGCAGGUGGAUCCGCACGCAGCAGUACUACUACGAGAAGGACCCAAAGCGUAUCUACUAUCUCUCCCUGGAAUUCUACAUGGGCCGCACACUCCAAAACACCAUGGUGAACCUGGGCGUGCAGAACAGCUGUGACGAGGCCAUGUACCAGCUGGGCCUGGACAUUGAGGAGCUGGAGGAGAUUGAGGAGGAUGCGGGGCUUGGCAACGGAGGCCUGGGCCGCCUCGCCGCUUGCUUCUUGGACUCUAUGGCCACACUGGGGCUGGCUGCCUAUGGGUACGGCAUCCGCUACGAGUUUGGCAUCUUCAACCAGAGGAUCUGCGAUGGCUGGCAGAGGGAGGAGGCGGACGACUGGCUGCGCUACGGCAACCCGUGGGAGAAGGCGCGCCCCGAGUACAUGCUGCCCGUCCAAUACUACGGCCACGUGGAACACACGGCCGAGGGCGCCAAGUGGGCCAACACGCAGCUGGUGCUGGCGCUACCCUAUGACACUCCCGUGCCCGGCUACAAGAACAACACCGUGAACACCAUGAGGCUGUGGUCCGCCAAGGCGCCCAAUGACUUCAACCUGCAGGAGUUCAACGUCGGUGAUUACAUUCAGGCCGUGUUGGACAGGAACUUGGCGGAGAACAUCUCACGUGUGCUUUACCCCAACGAUAACUUCUUCGAGGGCAAGGAGCUGCGCCUGAAGCAGGAGUACUUUGUGGUGGCCGCCACGCUGCAAGACAUCGUUCGCCGCUUCAAGGCGUCCAAAUUCGGCAGCCGAGAGGCCGUGCGUGUCGACUUCGCCACCUUCCCUGACAAGGUCGCCAUCCAGCUGAACGACACUCACCCAUCCCUCGCCAUCCCUGAGCUCAUGCGAAUCUUCGUUGACCUCGAGCACAUGCAGUGGGACGUGGCAUGGGACCUGGUCAAGCGUACGUGUGCCUACACCAACCACACGGUGCUGCCCGAGGCUCUGGAGCGCUGGCCCAUCGAUCUGUUGCAGACGCUGCUGCCCCGCCACCUGGAGAUCAUCUACGAGAUCAACCUCCGACACCUCAAUAAAAUCUCGGCUUUGUUCCCCGGAGACAUGGACCGCAUGCGCCGCAUGUCGCUCAUCGAGGAGGAGGGCACCAAGCGCGUGAACAUGGCGCACUUGUGCAUUGUGGGCUCGCACGCCGUCAACGGCGUCGCGCGCAUCCACUCUGACAUCAUCAAGGCCACAUGCUUCCGCGACUUCUACGAGAUUGAGCCCGAGAAGUUCCAGAAUAAAACCAAUGGCAUCACCCCCCGCCGCUGGCUGCUGCUCUGCAACCCAGGGCUGGCUGAUGUCAUUGCGGAGCGCAUCGGCGAUGACUUCAUCCGUGACCUGAACCUGCUGCACAAGCUGAAGGAUUUUGCCAAUGAUGAUGCCCUCAUCCGUGACAUUGCCAAGGUCAAGCAGGAAAACAAGAUCAAGUUUGCGGCGUACUACGAGAAGGAGCACGGCUUGAAACUGAACCCCGCGUCCAUGAUGGACAUCCAGGUGAAGCGCAUCCACGAGUACAAGCGCCAGCUGCUCAACUGCCUGCACGUCAUAACGCUCUACAACCGCAUCAAGAAGGACCCAAAGAAGCACUAUGCCCCAAGGACUGUGAUGAUCGGAGGAAAGGCCGCCCCCGGGUACCACAUGGCCAAGAUGAUCAUCCGUCUCAUCACCGCGGUGGGCGACGUUGUCAAUCAUGACCCAAAGGUGGGCGACCGCCUGAAGUUCAUCUUCCUGGAGAACUACCGCGUCUCGCUCGCCGAGAAAGUGAUCCCGGCGUCGGACCUGUCGGAGCAGAUCUCCACGGCCGGCACGGAGGCGUCUGGCACGGGCAACAUGAAGUUCAUGCUGAACGGCGCGCUCACCAUCGGCACCAUGGACGGCGCUAACGUGGAAAUGGCGGAGGAGGCCGGAGAGGAGAACCUCUUCAUCUUCGGCAUGCGUGUGCCCGACGUGGAGGCUAUGGACAAGACCGGCUACGACGCGCAGUAUUACUACGACAAGCUGCCCGAGCUGCGGCAAGUGAUCGACCAGCUGAGCAGCGGCUUCUUCUCACCCAAGCAGCCCGACCUCUUCAAGGACAUUGUCAACAUGCUCAUGCACCACGACAGGUUUAAGGUGUUUGCCGAUUACGAGUCGUACAUGGUGGCUCAAGAUAAAGUCAGUGCACUUUAUCAGAACCCGAAGGAGUGGACGAAGAAGGUGAUUCACAACAUCGCGGGCUCUGCCAAGUUCUCCAGCGACCGCACCAUCUCAGAGUACGCGCGCGAGAUCUGGGGCGUCGAGCCCACCUACAAGAAGAUCCCGGCACCAAAUGAGGUCCGCGAUAUCGACGCGGUGCCCAUCAAGGCCAAGAAGUAGCGCGGGAGGCAGUGCCGAGCUCCGCCUACCGCCACCCGAAGCUAAUGCCACCUCGCCCCUAUUGCAUGCCAGCCAGCCGGGUGGCGGCAAUGACAAAAAUAAAGGGAGCAGUUCCGCCGCUGGAAAUUGCCUCGUAUAAGUCGCGCCCCUGGCAAAUUUUCCAUCGCUAAGUUCAAAGUUAGAAUUUUGCCAACUUGGAUGAGUUGGUUCAUGAAAUAGGAAGACCCAGAGCAACUUUAGAGCUAAUGCCCCUUUUACAUUUCAUUUAUAACUAAUUUAAACACAAUACAAAUUUUGUGUUGACGAACAUGAAGGUUUAGCGUUGUUAUUUAAAUAUCGUGUAUUGACAUUUUAUUUCCCAACAGUGAGCACUGUAUGUUGAAAAUGCAGCUGGAUAGACAGAAAAGAUGCUCGGCUGAGAAAAAGUGACCUGGUAAUGGUGAGAAAAUGAUUGUGCCGUUUUAUUCUGGCGAUUGGUGCUUGCAAACAAUGUACACGCCAGGGGAAACAACUUUCCGCACCAUCUUGGUGACCCUGAGCCAGUGGUGGGAAUUCCACAUUCCUGUGUCGGGAACCCUUUUCUCCAUUGCAUUACCACUGUUGACUUCCCAUAAAGUGGUAUUUCGUUUUCAUAUGAAAGGUUGAUGAUUGGCUAAUUCGACCCCGAACUGGAAAAGUUAUGAUUGAAUUGAACGCUGCUGUAAUGACAGUUGUAACCCCGCUGGAUAUUAGGCAGCUUUAAUAUUCUUCAGAGAGCUGAAUGAAUGCAUUGCCAUUCAUUGUUUUCAAAAUGUCUUGAAAUGUGUAGUACAUAAAGACUCAACUGACAUUUCUAAUGUGGCAUAAUCACCACCUAAAGGCAGUAUGUGCUGAGUUCAGAAAACCCAGUCAGGGAAUUAUCUUUAAAGCUGUUACAAAACACGUUUUGAUAUGCAGGCAUUAUUUACCCAUACACACCUGUUGUCCUUACAUUUCAGGCUGUGCAGUAUACAUUGUUUGCUUAAUAUCUGUACAUUUCUAUCACCAUCGGUCUCUUUCCAUCUCUAGCUUGGAUCUUCUGCUAAUUAGUAUGGUUAUGCUGUGUUACAGUUGAAAUAACUGUAGGUUUUUUUCUGUUGCAUAUCUGUUCCAUAUUUUAUUUCAUCGAGCAAGACGCAUCCCCAAGUGCUGUGUGUACAUUCUGUUACAGAUGAUUAGCAAAGGCCCUGGCUGUAAAGUGGUCAGCAAAUAAAUGACUAAAGAAACUAUAUAAGCAAAAAAUAAAGGUUAUCCUGACAAAGUGCAAAA